Salvelinus fontinalis (brook trout) is the source of this 8969-nucleotide messenger RNA. RefSeq names its product glutamate receptor ionotropic, NMDA 2C-like. The transcript is spliced from 17 exons. The coding region runs from base 1485 to 5756 and encodes 1423 amino acids. NCBI's taxonomy places the organism in Eukaryota, Metazoa, Chordata, Actinopteri, Salmoniformes, Salmonidae. Gene Ontology annotation, molecular function: NMDA glutamate receptor activity; transmitter-gated monoatomic ion channel activity involved in regulation of postsynaptic membrane potential. Gene Ontology annotation, cellular component: postsynaptic density membrane; NMDA selective glutamate receptor complex; plasma membrane. Gene Ontology annotation, biological process: synaptic transmission, glutamatergic; long-term synaptic potentiation; excitatory postsynaptic potential. The record is from RefSeq and is a predicted model, not a curated record.
GAGAAAGAGAGAGAGAGAAAGAAAGAGAGAGAGAGAGGGAGGGAGAGAGAGGGAGGGAGAUAUAGCGCGGGAUAGAGAGAGGAAAGCAGGAUUACACUCCGACAGUGUCGGCAGACGAGCGGAGCCAGACAGGAAACUCUUUGACUUGUGUGAGUCAGAGCAACAGGAGUUACAGAUCCGACACGCCAAACCACCAUCUGUCCGUCUGUCCAUCUGUCCGUCUUCCGGUCCCAGAGACAUCUGGAGCUUUUCCAUAUGGGAGCUUCCUCUGGACUCUACUGAACACAUCAGACCUGAGGAACACAGACCGGAAUACCAAGACACACAUUGGAAUACUCACCACGCUCCACAAAGAAACCACAAGGAAUAUUAAGAUCAGGGAGAUUUACACUUACUCCACACACUAGAACACACUACAAACACCGGAGACGCAAACACAUCGGAAUACUAACCACACUUUACAGAGAGGGGACAACAAGGAGAACACACUGGAAUACUGACAACACUCCCCGGGGACUCGGGAAUACAAUAAUAAAUCAGCAGUGGAGGAAUACUCUAGGAGGAAAAAGGACAGAAACUUUUCUCUUUUAUCUGAUGAACUGAUAAACAAUCUAUCCGCAUGGGGAGGACCUGUACAUUAUUCCUGGAGAGAGAGAGGCAGAGAAGGAGGAGGUAGAAAAAGAGAGUGCGAGAAAUAGAGAGGUGUUAUGACCAAGGUUGGGGGGGGUUCAGAACAAAUUUUUCACUUUUUAAAACCUUUUCACACUGCUUUCUCUCCUCCGCUGAGCGGACUUCUCAUCGCUCUGAUCUCUCCUCACCAGACCAGCAGGGAGCGAGGGAGACAGGCAGACUGACAGAGAGCUAAAAAGCGCAGGUUCCCCCCCACACACACACACACACACACACACACACACACACACACACACACACACACACACACACACACACACACACACACACACACACACACACACACACACACACACACACACACACACACACACACACACACAGGCUGCCUCUGUAGUCUCUCACACCUCUCCCCAGUGUAUCGCUCCGGUCAGGAGGAAGAGUGUAUGGACAGCUUCACUCCUCUCCCUGUCAUCCCCAUCUUGCUUUCUCUCCACUCCCCUCUAAUUUUCACUGUCCUCACCUCAGUCCCACUCAUUAACACCAGCUAUCGUCCGCCUUCACACAUGAACACACACACAGUAGCACACUCACACUGUCCAUAUGCUGGCACUCUCCCGUUGAGAUGUGCUCUCUCCUUCACGAGAGCAUGCCACCACCUCACGCACACUUUCAUACACACACUCUCUCACAUAUACACACACAGUUUGAACACACACUCCUCCUUGCUGAAAGAGGAUAGAGGGAAGUGAGAGACAAGCGAAAGGAGAGAGAAGACAAAGCAGGAGAAGAAGAAGAAAAAGGGAGAGUGCACCUAGAGAAAGAUGAAACAGCACAGGCAGUAAGGUGCUGACAUGGCUGCUCCUCCAGGACAGCCACCUUCUUCUCCGCGAUAUCCUCCUCUUUUCCUCCUCUUCCUCUUCCUCUCCUCCCCUCCUCUCCUCCUCUCCCGCCCUCUCAUCCCUCAUCCCUCUAUUAACGUGGCGGUGGUGUUCUGUGGCUCUGCUUACCAGAAUGAGGUCAGGGGUCAUUUGAGCAGAGAGGACUUCGCUGAUUUUCCCCUAGAGGUGAACCCGGUCACUGUUCUGGUUAACGACACCAACCCUCGUGCUCUGCUGACAAGUCUCUGUGAAACCAUGGCGACAGAGAAACUGCAUGGGGUCGUGUUCGAGGACGAUGUGGGAUCAGGAGCUGGACCUCAGGUGGCAGAAGUGGCUCAGAUCCUAGACUUCCUGUCGACUCAGACAGCUCUGCCCAUCGUUGGCAUCAGCGGAGGAUCUACCGUUGUCAUACCUCACAAGGCUGAGGGUUCCACGUUUCUCCAGAUGGGCGCCUCCCUGGAGCAGCAGAUCGUCUGCAUGUUCAAGUUGAUGGAGGAGUAUGACUGGGGAGACUUUGUAGUAAUCACCAGCAUGUGGCCGGGAUACGAGACGUUUGUAGACUAUGUCCGAUCCUACACGGACACUUCCUACUUCCUGUGGAGGCUACAAGAUAUCCUGUCUCUGGAGAUGUCUGUCGGAACCAGUGACGUCCGAGCCAAACGCAUGUUACAGCAGAUUGAUUCCCAGGUGCUCCUGGCCUACUGUUCCUAUGAAGAGGCCCAGUACCUGUUCCAGGUAGCAGGGGAGGUAGGUCUACUGGGGCCUGGGUACAUCUGGAUCCUCCCCUCCCUCGCAUUGGGCAACACCGAGAGCCCUCCACCUAUGAGCUUCCCUGUAGGACUGAUUGGCGUCAUCACUGACCACUGGAGGAAGAGCCUGAGGCAACGUGUCAGAGAGGGAGUGGCCAUAGUGGCUAAAGGGGCGGAUAGUUUCAGAAGGCAUCAAGGGUUCCUUCCAGAGGGACACAGCGACUGCAACACACCAGUUACACAUAUCAACAACAACACACUGUUCAGACACAUGCUAAACGUGACAUGGGAGCGUAAGGACCUGACGUUCAACAGUGAUGGCUACCUGACCAACCCCUCCAUGGCCAUCGUCGCACUGGACAGAGACAGACUUUGGGACAAGGUGGGUACAUUAGAGCGGGGUAUCCUCCAGGUGCGUUACCCGGUGUGGCCUCGCUAUGGCAGUUUUCUGGAGACAGUAUCAGAUGACCGCCACCUGACGGUAGCCACUCUGGAGGAGAGGCCCUUCGUCAUCGUAGAAAAUGUGGACCCCGACACGGGCACCUGCGUACGCAACACCGUGCCUUGCCGACGCCAGUCCAACCGCACCGAGAGUAUUGUGGGCCACUCGGAGCCCUACACCAAGCUGUGCUGUAAGGGGUUCUGUAUAGACAUUCUGAAGAAGCUGUCUCGCACCAUUAAGUUCUCCUACGACCUCUACCUGGUCACUAACGGGAAACAUGGAAAGAUGAUCAGUGGCAUCUGGAACGGCAUGAUCGGAGAGGUGUUCUAUAGGAAAGCAGACAUGGCCAUAGGUUCUCUCACCAUAAAUGAGGAGCGUUCUGAGAUCAUCGACUUCUCCGUGCCCUUCGUUGAGACGGGCAUCAGCGUCAUGGUUGCCCGUAGCAAUGGGACUGUCUCCCCCUCCGCCUUCCUUGAGCCCUAUAGCCCAGCGGUGUGGGUGAUGAUGUUUGUAAUGUGCCUGACCGUGGUCGCUGUGACUGUAUUCGUGUUUGAGUACUUCAGUCCUGUCGGGUACAACCGAAGCUUGGUCAGUGCUAAAGCGCCCGGAGGUCCUACCUUCACCAUAGGGAAGUCAGUGUGGCUACUGUGGGGCAUCGUGUUCAAUAACUCAGUCCCCAUUGAGAACCCUAAAGGCACAACCAGUAAGAUCAUGGUGUUGGUGUGGGCCUUCUUCGCUGUCAUCUUCCUGGCCUCCUACACUGCCAACUUGGCUGCCUUCAUGAUCCAGGAGCAGUACAUAGACACUGUGUCUGGACUGUCUGACAAGAAGUUCCAGAAGCCUCAGGAGCACUACCCUCCAUUCCGUUUUGGUACGGUCCCUAACGGCAGUACAGAGAGGAACAUCAGAAGUAACUACCCUGACAUGCACGCACACAUGGUCAAAUACAACCAGAAAGGAGUGGAGGAUGCCCUCAACAGCCUCAAGACAGGGAAGCUGGAUGCAUUCAUCUAUGAUGCUGCGGUGUUGAACUACAUGGCAGGGAAGGACGAGGGCUGUAAGCUUGUGACUAUCGGCUCCGGGAAAGUGUUUGCCACGACAGGCUAUGGCAUAGCCCUGCAGAAAGAUUCCAGAUGGAAACGACCCAUUGACCUGGCCUUGCUGCAGUUCCUGGGAGACGGUGACACCCAGCGCUUGGAGACGGUCUGGCUGUCAGGCAUCUGUCAGAAUGAGAAGAACGAGGUGAUGAGUAGUAAGCUGGACAUAGACAACAUGGCCGGGGUCUUCUACAUGCUGCUGGUGGCCAUGGGGCUCAGUCUCUUGGUGUUUGCCUGGGAACAUCUACUCUACUGGAAACUACGCAAGAAACUAGACAAGUCUCCUCGCAUGGACUUCCUGCUCGCUAUCAGCAGGGGAAUCUACAGUUGCUUCAACGGGGUGGAGGAACCAGACCACCCUAACCUUGCAAACUCAGAUCUGACAACUAACUACGCCCAGGCAAACAUGCUUAAGAUGUUACGCACUGCUAAAGACCUGGUCAACUCUGCCCAGGUCGAGACCUCACUGGACCACGCCACCAAGACCAUAGAACACUGGGGUCGCCAUGGCGGCAACCUGCCAGUCCACAUUCCGCAGCAGGUCACCACGGAAAUGGUUCCAGGAGGGUUUUCUCAUGUCACAGAGAACACACACACACACCUGUCCCCCGAGCACCCCCUCAUCCCGCAAUACUGCACGCUGGGUGUAGUGACUUCUCUGAACAGGCAGAAGGGGCUGGCGAGACCCACGCCGCUACGAUACACGCUCCCGGCUCGCACUUCCUCCCUCUACGACAGACCACUUUCUGUUUCUAGUCUCAGUAGCCCUCACCUUGACCUGGCUGGGGGGGACCCCCUCUCUUCCUACUCUCAACCCUCCACAGGUAGGCUGUAUGUGGAGCCCCAGCACAUCUCCCACCCCCGCUCUCCUUUCAUCCCCUAUAGUGAGCUUCAGCAGCCAGACAUCUACCCCUUCUCUCACCACCCCUCUGCCAUCUCCCAUCCAUCCCACACAGAACCCUCCAGGAAGAAUAGGAGGAGCAAGAGCCUCCUCUCAGGGGAAUCAGGAGGAGGAGAGAGGAGGAGGCGCAGGGAGGAGAAGACGGUGUGUCUGGCUGAACUCCGGGCCAACCACCUCCAGGAGAACAACGUCUCGCCCCAGAUGCCCGACUCCCUGUACGCAGGAACGGUGCUCUGUCCUGGGGUAGAAGGCUCCGUUGGCGCCUGGCCCCUUCCCCUGGAGGAGCUGGUUCUGGCAGGCAGACAGAGGCUCCACCGACGGCCAUCUUUCCUCCGAGCCACCUGGGGGAGUGAGCGGAUUCUCCAGCCGGACGAAACUCCGCCUACAUCCCUUGAUUGCCAAUCACAUUCUGCUUUACCAGACCUGUUCCCCUGCGUCAUGGCCGACCAAGAAACUCCCACUAAACUCUACAACCCCGCCCCCCUCCGGAACAACCUAUGCUACCCUGCCACCUCAACUCGCCAGCAUGCGUAUCUCCAUAUAAGGCAGGACCAGAGGAAAGGGAACGGACGUAAGAAGCUGCGGUACUCAAACUCCACCCACCUGCCCACCUACAGGGAGGCCAUGCUGGGGAGUCAGGGAGGCGGAGGGGGGGUAGGCCUUGGGGGGGUUCGGAGAGCCACCAACCUGCUCAGCAGACAGUACUCCCACUAUCUAACCUCCUACCCUGGGCUGCCACUCUAUCAUGGCCCCCUGGACCUCCAGGCCCAUUCCCAGGCAUCCAGCAACCAUGCCAGCCCCAGCCCCGGUACAUACCCUAGUCCCAGCCCAGUAUGCCAGCUCCUGCCCUGUGGAGGUGGCUUUCGAGGCCAGAGGGGGUUGCUGUACCAGGACAGUCUGUAUGGAGCCUAUGGGGCCAAUGGAGCCUACCGAGAGGACCAGGAUCCGGGCUUAGAGCCCCAGAGAGGAGAUGCAUCAGUAGGUUUGAGGUCUGAGGACAGAUCCUGUGUGACCCAGCCCUGGGGACGCGUGUCUAGUCUGGAGUCAGAGGUCUGAGAGACACAGACAAACACUGCAGACUUUACAUACUGGAAUUUAUACAAUAGAAUAUACUGUUUGACUUCCACAUUUAAGAUUUGUGAUCCACAGUGACCGAUGUCUCAUACACAGAAACAUGUACACAAAGGAUUUGUACAGUAAAGGUGGUAAGCUGAGGGGUGGUUAUGUUGGACAGUUGAACUUCCUUAUUCCUUAUUGAACAGACAAAGUAGAGUAUUUGACUGAAUGUUAAUUGGACAUUUUGGAGGUGACUGUACUGUAGCUAGCUCAGCCUAGCACAGUGACGUCCCUUUUUCUUCAAAUUUUACACUCUUAGAAAAAAGGUGCUAUCUAGACCCUAAAAUGGUUCUUCGACUGUCCCUAUAGGAGAACCCUUUGAAGCACCCUUGGCUUUUGAUGGAAUGUGGAUUUUACUUGCUGCUUUGAAACAUUAUAUUCCUGUGUUCUGUGCAUUGUAUUACGUGGCCACGAUGUACAGAGUCAGUAGUGUUGCUGUGUGGGACAGAUGCUCUCAAAGAUGUCACAUAGCCCAGAGAGCUGUGUGUGUGUAUUCUGUGUGUGUGUAUGUGUGCUGUGUGUGUUCUGUGUUUUGUCAGCCCUUGCCGGGUUAUAUCCGAGCCCUUCUCCACUGAGCCGAGCGAAAGGGGAACAUGUCUUAAGCUCUCCGUAUAAGCAAAAAAACCUGCCACAACCAUACACACUAACAAGAUCACAGUUACCUGUAUCUAUUGACUGCAAUGUACAAGGCCAUGACAACCCAGCAAUUUCUACAAGUAUGAGUACAGUUAAUGAAUCUGUAGAAGAAUUGCAAUACAAAGGUUUCCGUUGUAGAUAUGAACACACUGUAUAUUGGUAAGGAAUACGGAAAGCUAAGGGUUGGACACAAUCCCUAUCGCGGAAGUAUUGAGAAAGAUCAGCAUUAAAAGGCAAAGAUCAUUUCCGAUUGAGCCGACAUGCAGGGUUUACUGUAAGUGCAGUCCCUGCAAAUGUGGGAACAUUACCUAUAAUGAGCUAUAACGCGGAUCUUCCGUGAUACUGUGGGGAUACGGAUUGAAUCCAGCCCUUAGUGUGUGUAUCUACAGUGCAAUAAAAACGUUUCAGCUGUACAAGUGAUCUGAGAAGCUAUAUAAUCCUGGACGUUGAUCUACGGUCAGUUUUGUGUUCCCACCCUGAUGGUUAAGGUAAGGUUUUUGGGAAGGUAGGCUGAUACUAGAUAUGUGCCUACUCUGAGCACAUCACACUGGAUGGAUGAUACAUCCACAGCAGUACACAAUCUAAUAGGGCUUCUCAUCAGAUUUACAGUACAUUCGGAAAGUAUUCAGACCUCUUGACUUUAAAAAAAAAAAUUACAAUACAGCCUUAUUCUAAAAUGGAUUGAAUCGUUUCCCCCCCUCAUCAAUCUACACACAAUACCCCAUAAUGAAAAAGCAAAAACAGGUUUUAUAUAUUUUUGCAAAACUGAAAUAUCACAUUUACGUAAGUAAUCAGACACUAAUUUCAGUACUUUCUUGAAGCACCUUUGGCAGCGGUUACAGCCUAGAAUCUUCUUGGGUAUGACGCUAGAAGCUUGGCACACCUGUAUUUGGGGAGUUUCUUCCAUUCUUCUCUGCAGAUCCUCUCAAGCUCUGUCAGGUUGGAUGGGGAGCGUCGCUCACAGCUAUUUUUAGGUCUCACCAUAGAUGUUUGAUCAGGUUCAAGUCCAGGCUCUGGGAGGGACACUCAAGAACAUUCAGAGACUUGUCCCGAAGCCACUCCUGUGUUGUCUUAGUAUUGUUGUCCUGUUAGACUGGGGGCGAAGGUUUAUCUUCCGCGGUCUUGAGCGCCCUUGAGCAGUUUUUCAUCAAGGAUCUCUCUGUACUCUGUACAUCCCCACAGUAUGAUGCUGCCACCACCAUGUUUCACCAUAGGGAUGGUGCCAAGAUUCCUCCAGACGUGGCGCUUGGCAUUCAGGCCAAAGAGUUCAAUCUUGGUUUUAUCAGACCAGAGAAUCUUGUUUCUCAUGGUCUGCCUUUUGGCAAACUCCAAGUGGGAUGUCAUGUGCCUUUUACUGAGGAGUGGCCUCCGUCUGGCCACUCAAACAUAAAGGCCUGAUUGGUGGAGUGCUGCAAGAUGGAAGGUUCUCCCAUCUCAACAGAGGAACUCUGGAGCUCUGUCAGAGUGACAAUUGGGUUCUUUGUCACCUCCCUGCCCUGUCACCAAGGCCCUUCUUCCCCAAUUGCUAAUUUUGUCCGGGCGGCCAGCUCUAGGAGGAUUCUUGGUGGUUCCAAACUUCUUCCAUUUAAGAAUGAUGGAGGCCACUGUGAUGUUAGGGACCUUCAAUGUUGCAGAAAUGUUUUGGUUUCCUUCCCCAGAUCUGUGCCUCGACACUAUCUUGUCUCAGAGCUCUACGGACAAUUCCUUUGACUUCAUGGCUUGGUUAUUGCUCUGACAUGCACUGUCAACUGUGGGACCUUAUAUAAACAGGUGUGUGCCUUUCCAAAUAACGUCCAAUCAAUUGAAUUUACCACAUGUGGACUUCAAUCAAAUUUAGAAACAUCUCAAGGAUGAUCAAUGGAAACAGGAUGCACCUGAGCUCAAUUUCGAGUCUCAUAGCAAAGGGUCUGAAUACUUACGGUAUUUCUGUUUUUUUAAUUUUAUAAAUUGUAAAAAAUGUAUAUGAAAAUGUUUUAGAUUUGUCAUUAUGGGGUAUUGUGUGUAGAUUGAUGAGGGAAACACAUAUUUAAUCAAUUUCAUAAUAAGGUUGUAAUGUAACGAAAUGUGGAAAAAGUCAAGGGGUCUGAAUACUUUCCGGGUGCACUGUAUAUUUAGAUAUAGAUAAUAUAUACUGUAGAUAUAUCAUGCUAUUUGUUGUUUUAGUAUUAUAUGAAUGUAUUAAUAUAUACUUUCUAAUAACCAAUAACUCUUCAGGCAUAUCUUUCAGGACUUUUAAAAUGGUAGAACUGACUGACUUGGUGAGGCAUUUACUUGGAUUUAUAUUCUUUCUCUCUCCGUCUUUUUCCCAGUCCCUUCCUUUUCCACUCUCUCUUUCUCUAUUUCUCUCUCUUCCAUUCUCUCUCCUUUCUCUGUGUAAUGAUGGCAGAACUUACUAUUUCUCCCCUCCCUCCUCUCACUGUAAAUUAUAGCUAAAGGAGGUCAUUGAAAGCUAUUCUAGUAUCUGUAUUACCUGAUUUUUCACAUUGUAAUUAAUCACUAAGAACAAUUAAAAGUAUU